UGCUGGAUCUGAUUGGAGUCAGCCUUGGAACUGAGAGUUAGGAGCAGCUGCCUGUCAACCUUUCCCAUUAAGUACGGAUGGAAACAGGGCAUGGCUCAUUCUUGGCCUUUUCCUUCCUCUUCCUCUGAAAGCAAAGCCUUGAAAUGCCCCCCAAAAAGAGAGAAAGCAAAACUUACUUCUCCUCCCGUCUCUUCCCUUUACAGAAUUGCUCUAGAAGUCCCCGUUGGCCAAAGUGAGAACGUUCCUAAAAGGUUGCCCCCCGUUCCUGAGGAAUAAACCCCUCGAGUCCCUGAUGGUUGACCUCCUUCUCUUUGGUUCCUUUUCCACUAGUUUUGAACUUUGGCCUUCGUAGACGGCAAAAAAACAAAAACAAAAAACAAACCCUGAACGGAUGUGUGACGCAGUGAGCUUCGGAGAAUCUGGGGGAACUCUCACUUGAGUAAUUUGGGGGUAAAUCGCCUUGCGAGUUGUGCUCUGUCCCCCCAUCCAUCCCAGGCAACAGCCAUGAAGUUUCGCCUCCUUACGGUUUUUGCACUGCUCUUUGCGAUCUCCAGAUGCUGGGCUGUCAGCUUUCCAGAAGAUGAUGAUCCUAUUAACCUGGUUGACUACCAUUAUUCCAAGCAAUAUCCAGUGUUUAGAGGACGACCUUCAGGCAACGAAUCCCAACACAAGCUGGACUUUCAACUGAUGUUGAAAAUUCGAGACACACUUUAUAUAGCUGGCAGGGACCAAGUUUAUACAGUAAAUUUGAAUGACAUUCCAAAGGGGGAAGUUGUUCCAAGCAAGAAGCUAACAUGGCGCUCAAAACAACAGGAUAGAGAGAACUGUGCUAUGAAAGGAAAACACAAAGAUGAAUGCCAUAAUUUUAUUAAGGUCUUCGUCCCCAGGAACGAUGAGAUGGUGUUUGUCUGUGGAACGAAUGCUUUUAAUCCUAUGUGCCGUUAUUAUCGGCUGAGUACCUUGGAGUAUGACGGUGAUGAAAUUAGUGGCUUGGCCAGAUGUCCAUUUGAUGCCAAGCAAACCAACGUUGCUCUUUUCGCGGAUGGCAAGCUCUAUUCUGCCACCGUUGCGGAUUUUUUGGCAAGCGAUGCGGUUAUUUACCGGAGCAUGGGAGACGGGUCGGCCUUGCGAACAAUUAAAUAUGAUUCCAAGUGGAUAAAAGAGCCCCAUUUCCUUCACGCCAUCGAGUACGGGAACUUUGUUUAUUUCUUCUUUCGAGAGAUUGCUGUGGAACAUAACAAUUUAGGCAAGGCUGUGUAUUCCCGCGUAGCUCGCAUCUGCAAAAAUGACAUGGGAGGCUCUCAGAGGGUGCUGGAAAAACACUGGACGUCCUUCCUGAAAGCACGUCUCAACUGCUCAGUGCCUGGAGAUUCGUUUUUCUACUUUGAUGUGCUGCAGUCUAUCACGGACAUCAUUGAAAUCAGUGGCAUCCCUACCGUGGUCGGUGUUUUCACCACGCAGCUGAACAGCAUCCCUGGCUCAGCAGUUUGUGCUUUCAACAUGGAAGACAUUGAGAAAGUCUUCAAAGGGAGAUUUAAAGAGCAGAAAACUCCAGACUCUGUUUGGACAGCUGUACCCGAAGACAAAGUGCCGCGGCCAAGACCUGGUUGCUGUGCAAAACAUGGCCCGGCAGAGGCUUACAAAACCUCCAUUGAUUUCCCAGAUGAAACACUCUCUUUCAUCAAGUCCCAUCCUUUGAUGGAUUCCGCUGUCCCGUCUGUCAUCGAGGAGCCAUGGUUCACAAAGACACGAGUCAGGUAUCGGUUGACCGCGAUUGCCGUGGAUCAUUCAGCUGGCCCAUUUCAAAACUACACAGUCAUCUUUGUGGGCUCUGAAGCUGGAAUGGUGCUUAAGAUUCUGGCGAAGACCAAAGCUUUUUCACUGAAUGACAGCAUCUUACUGGAAGAGAUUGAUGCUUUCAAUCAUGCAAAAUGUAAUGGGGAUGGUGAAGAAGACAAAAAAGUUGUCUCUCUGCAACUGGACAAAGAGCAUCAUGCGUUGUUCAUUGCGUUCUCCAGCUGCAUCAUCAGAAUUCCCCUCAGUCGUUGUGAGCGUCAUGGAUCAUGCAAAAAGACUUGCAUUGCUUCUCGGGACCCUUACUGUGGCUGGUUGGCCCACGGAUCCUGUGGGAGAGUGAGAGCAAGCAUGUUCCUUGGAGGGUAUGAGCAAGACGUGGAGUACGGCAACACUGCCCAUCUGGGGGAUUGCGACGAAAUUUUGCCUACUACAACUACACCAGAUUACAAAAUAUUUGGCGAUCCAACAUCUGACAUGAUGCUAUCCUCAGCUUCCAUUACCACAGUGGGAAGUAUCCCUGUUAUCUCGCCCAAAGUGAUUGGUUCCUGGAAACCUAAAGUGACUGACUCUCGGAAAUUUGUAGCUCAAGAUGACCCAAAUACUUCUGAUUACUCUGAACCUUUAUCAGGGGUUCCAAAGGGUGUGAGGUGGGAAGUCCAAUCGGGUGAUUCCAACCAAAUGGUGCACAUGAAUGUCCUGAUUACCUGUGUCUUUGCGGCUUUCCUCCUGGGAGCGUUUAUUGCCGGCGUGGCUGUUUACUGUUACCGAGAUGUUUUUGUGAGAAAAUCGAGGAAGAUUCACAAAGACGCGGAGUCAGCUCAAUCCUGCACGGAUUCCAGUGGGAGUUUUGCCAAGCUGAACGGCCUAUUUGACAGCCCAGUGAAGGAGUAUCAGCAGAACAUCGAUUCGCCCAAACUUUAUUCCAACUUGCUGACGAGUCGCAAAGAGCUGCCUCAGACGGCGGACACGAAGUCCAUGUUGAUGGUGGACCACAGAGCCCAACCGCCAGAACUGGCAGCUCUUCCGACCCCGGAAUCGACUCCUGUGCUUCAGCAAAAGGCCUUACAAGGGAUGAAGAGCCAGAUGGAGAAGGCCCAGAACAACCUCAGCUCUUCAAGAAAAGAAGCCCCCUUGAAGAGUCCUCAGUUUUUCCCCUCCAGUCCUCCACCCCAUUCUCCUUUAAGUCACGGGCACAUUCCCAGCGCCAUCGUCCUUCCCAAUGCCACCCACGAUUACAACAUGUCCUUCUCCAAUUCUAAUGCGCACAAAGUGGACAAAAAGAUGCCCAAUGUGGACCACCCGCUCACAAAGUCCUCAGGCAAAAGAGACCACAGGCGAUCUGUGGAUUCCAGAAACACCUUGAAUGACUUCCUGAAACAUUUAAACGAAGCCCCCAGCAACUCCAAAGCCAUCAUGGCUGACCUUCAGGUGGCUCACCAGACUUUAAUGUUGGAUUCCAUGGGGAACGUGACAGAGGUCCCCCCCAAAGUCCCUCACCGGGAAGCCUCUUUGUACUCCCCUCCUUCCACCCUGCCACGAAAUAGCCCGACAAAACGGGUGGACGUCCCCAAUGCACCGGCAGCACCCAUGACCUCUUUGGAAAGGCAAAGGGGCUACCACAAGAAUUCUUCCCAGAGGCAUUCUAUAUCAGCUCUUCCUAAAAACUUAAACUCCCCGAAUGGGAUGCUGCUAUCCAGGCAGCCUAGCGUUAACCGGGGAGGAUAUAUGACUCCAACUGGAGGCACAAAGAUGGACUACAUCCAAGGGACGCCGGUCAGCGUCCAUCUACAGCCUUCCUUGUCUAGGCAAAGCAGUUACACAAGCAACGGAACGCUUCCUCGGACAGGGAUAAAGAGGAUGCCCUCUCUUAAGCCAGAUGUGCCACCCAAACCUUCUUUUGCCCCACAGACACCUUCGGUCAGGCCACUGAACAAAUACAGUUACUAAAACUUGCCUACUCAACCCAUCGAGAUCUUGGGGCGAUGGUGCAGGACAGAUGGAAGGAAAGACUCCGACUCACUUGUCAUGGAGGGCAUUGGUGGGGGGAACCGAAUCUGGGGGCAACCAGGCUCUUUUUGCUCCAUCGGCUGGUUUUGUCUGGCCCGCAGCAAGACUCCACUUGCCCAAUGUGUUAAAGAGAGAGGAAGGGCUGGCCAUUGCAUCCCUUAUGUUGGGAGAGGAGGAGAGACGUAGCACAAAAAAAAAAAAAAAGGACAGGACUCCAUGGCCACUUCAAAAGAGCUACUUUAGAGUACUUAGGCAGGAAGCAGAUCCGCGAACAAAAACAAAUACUUGAAAUUAAUAAUAAUUAAAAUAAGAAUAAAAAAAGGGGGUUUGUUUUUUAGACUGCCAUACUGUGUAGUCUUCCCACAAAAUGUGAACGUUUUAACUAUGUAUGCAUUUGCCUUGCCUCUUGCACAAAUAUCCGGAAAAAAAAAAAAUAUGUCUCGACAACAUCUGUUGGUUAAGAAGCCGCGAGCUGAACUUCAGCCUCUUGGUCCAACAGUAGCAUUUUUAUUUUUUUGCCUCCAAAGGAUGACAGUUUUUUUUUUAAAGGCACAGAUUAAAAAAAGAGGAGGGGUAUGAGGGGGGUUACAUGCAAGGGUGCGAGGAAGCCUUGAAUCCUGAGGAGGUGCUCAAUUCCAUUGUGUUGUCCGGAUGGAAAUGUUUACAUUUGUGAAAGAAUGAGGACCUACCGGCGGCUUUGACUCUGGUACUCUUGCCUUGCAAAGACGUGCUGCAGAUCUGGUGCAGCGGGCUUGGCGACACAGGUAGUCCUCCACUUACGGCUGCAGUUGAGCCCAAAAUUUCUGUCGCUAAGCGAGACAUCGAUUAAAUUAAGUUUGCCCCAUUUUAUGACUUUUUUCUUGCCACAGCUGUUAAGUGAAUCGCUGCAGGUCACAAAAGUGGAUCGCAUAACCCCAGGACGCUGCAGCUGUCACUAAUGCAUGCCAGUUCCCAAGGUCCGAAUCUUGCUACAACAGUUCCAAGGGUGAAAAACGGUUCAUAAGCCACUUUUUUUCGGUGCCAUUGUAACUUCAAAGGGUUGCUAAACCAACUGUUGUAAGUUGAGGACUACCUGUCUUGAUUGUGGCCUAGGACACAAUUAGGUACAAUGGGAAACAAGCCAAACAUAGAUACCCAAAGCCAGGCUGCUCUAAAGCUAGGUAUCAAAUUUCCAAAUAUCGUUUGAAUGGGUUUCCGUUGACCCAACCACUGUUUAAGUUACUGUCCUUCAAAACAUCAAGGGCUGAAGCCAUCCAGUAUGGAGGUUCUUAAUUUCCCCAAAUUUCAAACACAUCUUCACGAAGGAAAAAGAGGACAUUCGCAUGCAGGAAAAAUACCCCAGAUUGCAUUUUUCAAAGCGUUGCUCCAUAGCUUCCUGCAGUAUCCUUCCACCAACUGUCUUAAGCUCAUUGGAAGUCAAGGAGAAACCCCAUUGUUGUCUUUUAUGAGUCCAACAACAUGUCAAACGUAACGUGAGGUAGGAAGGCAUGUUUGCCAUUGGGCUUCUCCGAGAACUGCUUACGUCAUUGAAAGGAGAUUCUUCUCACUUUUAAAGAGCUCUGUUGAACUUAUUGAGUAUGUUCCUAGAACACUGAGCUGACAUUCCCGACUCUGGUCCUCCAGAUAAGUUAGGACUGCAAGUUUCAGUAGUCCAACUUAGAAGUCUGGGAGUUGUGAGUACAACACAUCUUGAGGACACAAGGUUGAGGAAGGGUCACUUGAAGCUGCAAAAGCAGUUGGUAGGUCUCUAGUUAUUGCUAAACUACAAGUUCCAAUGUCUGUAGGAAGCAUGCCAACAGUGAUUGGUGAGGGAUACUCAAAGUUGUAGUUAGUAACAUCUAGUUGUCUGCUUCUGUAUGAAGCUUUGUGGUUUCCUCCCAAGUUUUGAAAAUGUACCCUUCCAACACUUGUGGUAAGAACCAGAAGGUUCAGGCAAUGCUCUUACUGUUGUAACAGAUGUUGGCUUUGGAUGUUAUGUGAACACACCCAAUAUAUACUACGUUCCUAAGUGAGGGAGAAUCAAUGUGAACAUUAUCCCCAUAAUAUAGCCAUUCCCCCCCAAUGUCUUAGCAGGAUCCAUCCAUCAAAAUUCAACAGAAGCACAGCCCAUCUUUUUAGCUUGUGGUUUCUUUGAAGCCAUGCCAACAAACAACACUGUUGUAAAUAUUAUGUGUGUGACUUUACUCAGAUCUGUGCAUUUUGUGCCUUAUUCACAAGAAUGAUUCCCCACCCCUCCAAUCGCUUACUACUAAAAAUCCUGUCAAGUGUUCUCUGUAAUAGUACAUCAUAAACCCCUGAGUGCUUUUAAGUUCUCUCUGCAGUGUCCCAAAACAUGAAAGGAAAAAAAAGCAGAGAAGGAAGGGAUUAAUAUUUUCUGCGAAACCGUUCAUUAUCCAUGAAAAAGUAAACUAUAAGCCAAGAAACCUUGCUGUGCUAAACAUUCAUCCCUGAAUUGCUUAAGAAUCAAACUGCAACAAUGGGAAACCAUAUGAGAUUUCUAGGAUAAUACAAGCCACCCAAAGUUGCACAGGCUACAGUGUGUGUGCUUAUCGCCGAUUGUCAACUCAGAUGAAGAACUUGGUUUGUGUUGGAUGUUCCACCAUUUGGUUGCUGAAGUCUCUGUAACCAAUCUCUUAAGUUUACAGGUCAAAACAUCUGUUGCUGUCAUAAGUGAAAAAAGAAAGUUUUGAAAGGGAUUGUUCUUUCAUAUAGACAAUUAAACUCCUUUUCCAAUCUGUAUGUCAAGCUUUACUGGUCUCCCAAAAUGCCACAAGUAAUUUUUUUUUCUAAAAAAUAUCUUCAGUCUUGCAACUAAUACCUUUUAAUUUAAAAAAAAGAAAGAGAGAGAGAAAAGAAAUCAAAUGGCAAAAAUGUAAUUGACGUCACUUUACAAUGAUUAAUGAGUAAUACAUACUUGUGUGAAACUGAAACAUAAAUGUUAUGUGAAUCCGAAUAACAUUUUUGUAACAUUGUGCUGCCUCGUUAGUGGGUAAUGUGAGUCAUCUCAGUAUUUCUGUUGAAAAAAAAAAAAUCUCUAACAUUCGACAUAGUCUUUAUUCUGUUAAUUUAUAAUUUGUGUUGGGUUUUUUUUUCCUUAAAAAAUAAACACAUGCUUUAUCCAUUUGUGCAAAGGUAAAUGCAGAUUGUAUCUUUUUUAAAUGGUACAGCUUAAAAAAAAUAAAAAUAAACAGUAACCCAGAAAAAAACAAGAGAGAAAAGAAAAGCUACUCUAUACAAGCUAUAGGGUACGUUAACAUGUAUAGAUAUCUUGUAAACUUGUGCUGUGGAUGUGUAAAUAAAAGACGUCCUUUGGGUUUUUAACACCGCAUGUAAAGAUGAAAUAAACUCUUCAAAAGGAG
Notechis scutatus (mainland tiger snake) is the source of this 7163-nucleotide messenger RNA. The record is from RefSeq and is a predicted model, not a curated record. NCBI's taxonomy places the organism in Eukaryota, Metazoa, Chordata, Lepidosauria, Squamata, Elapidae.